CAAGUGAGAAGCUACAUUGAGUCCUCUGGAGGAUGGGUUUGCCAGACCAGGCUCGCUCUGUCUCUUGCAAAAUGGAGCAAAGGGAGAUUCUGCUGCAAAACCUGGAAAGGGCCCAAAGCAAGAAGCUCGACCAAGAAGCAUUUGUAGACGAGUUUUUGAAGCUGAAAAAGCAGUCAACAAAGUACAGAUUGGAUAAAACCUACCCUACAGCGGCCUCUGAGCAACCAGAAAACAUCAAGAAAAACAGAUACAAGGACAUAUUACCCUUUGACCACAGCAGAGUGGAGCUGUCUCUGAUCACAUCCGAUGCAGAUUCUCAUUACAUCAAUGCCAACUUCAUCAAGGGUGUCUAUGGGCCAAGAGCGUAUAUUGCAACCCAGGGUCCUCUCUCCACUACUGUCAUUGACUUCUGGAGGAUGAUUUGGGAGUAUGAAGUCCUGAUUGUGGUCAUGGCUUGUAUGGAGUUUGAAAUGGGAAAGAAAAAAUGUGAGCGGUACUGGGCAGAGGAGGGUGGCUGUUCCCUGCAGUGCGGCCCUUUCUCCAUCACCUGUGAAGCUGAAGACAAGAAAAAUGAAUAUGUGAUUCGGACUUUAAAGGUGGCCCUGAAUGAAGAAAUCCGCACCAUCUAUCAUUUCCACUAUACAAACUGGCCAGACCAUGAUGUUCCCUCUUCCAUUGAUCCCAUUUUGGAGCUCGUCUGUGAGGUUCGUUGCUACCAGCCCGAUGACAACGUUCCUCUGUGCAUCCACUGCAGUGCCGGGUGUGGGAGAACAGGGGUCAUCUGUGCUAUUGACUACACCCAAAAGCUACUGAAGGAUGGAAUUGUUCCAGUGAACUUCAGUAUUUUCGGUCUGAUUCAGGAAAUGCGCACACAAAGGCCUUCAAUUGUGCAAACCAAGGAGCAGUAUGAGCUGGUUUAUGACGCUGUGAUUGAACUCCUGAAAAGGCAGAUUAAAGCAUUUGACGACCAAGAAUAUUCUGCUGCUUCGCAGAUGCAAACCAAGCAUCUUGCAGCAAAGCCACUUCUGACUCCAGUGGAAGAAAUUUAUUCACAGAGAUUACCAGACUGCUCAGGGCAAGAGGAGCAGGAUGUACAGCAACGUUAUCCUCCUAUAGCGCAAAGCGAAGCGUCCGUGACAUCGUUGUCUACCGCAGGUUUACACGACAGCUUUGGGCAUGGAGGCCCUCACAUUAGACCAGCCAUUUCCUUUGGGACUUUGAACUUCAGCAACAGUGGGAAGGCAGUUGCUGCUGAAAAGUGGGGCCCGGGGGAAGCUCUCCAGAAACACCAUAGCGUGGAGUUCAACAGCAUCUCUUCUGAGCAGCUGCUGCUCAACCUGAAACCCGAGGGGGUAGGCAGGAGAUGGCCUCAUGACAGAGCGCCUCUGACACGGACUAAAUCUACCCCUUUCGUGCUCGCGCAGCAGAGCGAAGCCCAGAAAUGGGAUGGAGGGGCUAUAAAGCCUGUUUUGAGUUCGCAGUUGCCAAAAGCCUGUUAUUCAAGCUCUCAGGUAAAGAAACGGGAUAGAUUUUCCUUUGUUGAGACGAACCACUCAAGCAGAGCAGAGGACUGCCCCUCAAGACAGCAGAACAGGAGGCAGUGCUCCCAUCCUUACCCUUGUUCAGCAGAAGACCCUUACUUCUCAUCACUUUCUUUAGAUGAUCUCACAGCCCCACUGUUUACUGAGUGCUUUGCAGAGGCGUCUGAUGCAGCUUUUCCUACUUGCGCUGUGCCUGCCCCAGCACAGCCCCCCUUGACCAGCCCCCCAGCAGCCAGGCCUGUGUCCCAGCACGCUCCAGCGUGGAACCACAAGAGGAUGUCCUCGCUCGGUAAUUUGUCCAUGUCUCUUCAAUCAGCCCCCUUGCCACAGCCGGAUGAUGGUGAUGAUGAUGAUGAUGAUCCCCCCCCUCUGCCCGAGCGAACCCCAGAGUCCUUUAUUGUGGCCGGUGAACCAGGGGAAUUUGCUCCGGCAGCUUCUGAUUUUCAGCCCCCAGCCAGAAAUAAAAAUAUCGGAGCCUCUCUGGAGUGGAGUGGUGCAUCUUGCUCAGAGGUUUCUAAUGACUCAGUGAGACUGAGACCUUCUAUGAGUGUGAAGGUCUGGAGCUGCCAAUCAGAGAUAAGUAGGGAUCGCUCUAACUCCCCUCCUCCGCUUCCUGAAAGAACCCCGGAAUCAUUUGUUCUUGCUGACGCAGGCAGUCUGCAGCCCGCUGCAAGGAAUUCCACAAGCGGUCCUUGGGAGCCGGGCAAUAAAGCUUCUGAAAUGCCAUCCAAAGAGCCUAUGGUGUGCUUCAGGAGAAGCAAGAGCUUGAAAAUAUUGAAAAAUGUGAAAAAAAGUAUUUGUAGCCCAUCUUCAAAGACAAAACCACCAGAAUCUGCCCCAUCAAACCAUUCAAGCUCUUUUCUUAAUUUUGGCUUUGCAACUCGAUUUUCAAAACCUAAAGGACCAAGAAAUCCACCAACAACAUGGAAUCUUUAGACAAACUGUAUAGAUUCUGUUGCAGAUUUGAGAGGUGUCCUUCUGGCAUGCCUUGAGUGCUCUUCCAAAUAAGAAUUUUCACCAGAUUAAGCAAAUCAGAGUGUUGCA
Nothoprocta perdicaria is the source of this 2585-nucleotide messenger RNA. It is a transcript of the gene PTPN22, whose product is annotated as protein tyrosine phosphatase, non-receptor type 22. Gene Ontology annotation, biological process: positive regulation of toll-like receptor 3 signaling pathway; positive regulation of defense response to virus by host; positive regulation of toll-like receptor 4 signaling pathway. Bases 33 to 2477 code for a protein of 814 amino acids. Gene Ontology annotation, cellular component: nucleus; cytoplasm. The record is from RefSeq and is a predicted model, not a curated record. NCBI's taxonomy places the organism in Eukaryota, Metazoa, Chordata, Aves, Tinamiformes, Tinamidae. The transcript has 22 exons. Gene Ontology annotation, molecular function: non-membrane spanning protein tyrosine phosphatase activity.